This is a messenger RNA of Lotus japonicus, 471 nucleotides long. Its product is annotated as ATP-dependent 6-phosphofructokinase 3-like. Gene Ontology annotation, molecular function: 6-phosphofructokinase activity. Gene Ontology annotation, biological process: glycolytic process. The transcript has 3 exons. Bases 1 to 471 code for a protein of 156 amino acids. The record is from RefSeq and is a predicted model, not a curated record. Lineage: Eukaryota; Viridiplantae; Streptophyta; Magnoliopsida; Fabales; Fabaceae. Gene Ontology annotation, cellular component: cytoplasm.
AUGGCUCUUAAUAUAUAUAGGCAUGCAGUUAUUGAUAAGUCCUUCGGCUUUGACACAGCUGUUGAGGAGGCUCAACGUGCUAUAAAUGCAGCUCAUGUUGAAGCUGAAAGUGUUGAAAAUGGCAUUGGUGUCGUCAAGCUGAUGGGCUGGGACGUGGACUGCUGUUUGAUUCCAGAAUUACCUUUUUUCCUUGAAGGUCCAGGUGGACUUUUUGAUUUUGCAGAGAAAAGAAAAGAAAAUGGCCAAAUGGUUAUUGUGAUUGCUGAAGGGGCAGGACAGGAUCUUGUUUCUCAAAGCAUCCAAUCCAUGGACAAACAAGAUGCUUCCGGAAACAAACUUCUUCAAGAUAUCGGGCUAUGGAUAUCCCAAAAGUUGAAGGUGUGGAUUAUUAUCUGUUGUGUUUAUGCUGGCUAUCUCAGUGUGAUCUUUCACUGCAUUAUCCUCUUAACUCCUUUCCUAAAUACAGAAUGA